Messenger RNA from Rotaria sordida, 528 nucleotides. Lineage: Eukaryota; Metazoa; Rotifera; Eurotatoria; Philodinida; Philodinidae. The record is from the annotation of a GenBank genome assembly.
AUGCCUCGAGAACAAGUCGAAUGGUUUACAAAACAACAAUCAUUACAUGAUAAUGAUAAAAUUCAUACACAUCAAUAUUGUACUUACUGUUCAAUUAUUAAUAUUAAUAAAACAAAUAAUCCAUAUUCAAGUUCAUAUGAACAAGAACAAAUAUGGACAUUAGCACGAACAAAAUCAAAUCAUCAUAAACGAUAUCAAUCAUCAAUUGAAAAUAUUCAUUUAACAAUACCAUCUGUAACAAAUAUGAUAAAAUCAUAUUCAUCAAAUACAAAUUAUAAUGAUUAUGAUAAUGAAAAAAUUAAAUUAGAUCGAUCAAUUUCACUUUUACCACCACUUCCACCAUCACGACAAUUAUCAACAAAUCAUUUUAAUCGUAUGAAUACAGAUUUUAAAAUUACUCAACAACAACAAAUUUUAACUAGUAAUUAUUCAAAUUCAAAAGGAAAAUCUAUUAUAAAAAAAUCACAACCAAUAGAAAAUUUAAUGCAUAUUAUGCAUAUUAAUGGAGAAUUCAUUGUACGUAUUUAA